CAGCUGAUUUUGACAUUCUUGACUGCACAUGAGAAGAAUUAUGAAAACAAUUUAGAAGUUUGUGAAACUCAAUAAAAAUAUACGAUAAAAUUAGCAGCGUUAAUUAUAUAAAAUGGCAAGUUCGGUUAUUGUCGCCGGCAUUGGUUUGGCUGCGUUGGGUUUUGCUGGUAAGCAUCUAAUGCGUCGCAUGCCUGCUAUGACCACAAAACUAAGUGAAACCAUGAAAAAUCUACCAAAGUUCGAUGCUGAAAGCAUGGCAAACUCCAGAUACUACAAAGGUGGCUUCGAUCCUAAAAUUAAUAAACGUGAAGCAUCACUCAUUUUGGGCGUGAGUCCUAGUGCGUCCAAAUUGAAGAUAAAAGAUGCGCAUAAAAAGAUAAUGUUACUUAAUCAUCCGGAUCGUGGUGGCUCACCUUACUUGGCAGCAAAGAUAAACGAAGCUAAAGAUUUCAUGGACAAUGCCAAAUGAACGACGUAAAUCCAUUAUGUAGCCUAGUAUAGCAAUUAAUAUUUAGCAAUAGUAAAUAAAUCUUAUAUUUUUAAAUUGAUUAUGUAGCGAUUCCGUGAAAUAUUUUUGUUGUUUUUUGUUAUGUACAAAGAAAAUAAACACCUUGAUUGCA
This is a messenger RNA of Anastrepha ludens (Mexican fruit fly), 620 nucleotides long. Its product is annotated as mitochondrial import inner membrane translocase subunit TIM14. Gene Ontology annotation, cellular component: PAM complex, Tim23 associated import motor. Bases 113 to 469 code for a protein of 118 amino acids. NCBI's taxonomy places the organism in Eukaryota, Metazoa, Arthropoda, Insecta, Diptera, Tephritidae. The transcript has 3 exons. The record is from RefSeq and is a predicted model, not a curated record. Gene Ontology annotation, biological process: protein import into mitochondrial matrix. Gene Ontology annotation, molecular function: ATPase activator activity.